AUGUCCUCCGAGAAAGGCUUAGUCAUCACCCCGACCGAACAGCUUCCGUUUAAGUUUGAACUGAAGAAACAAAUCGCGACGGACUUAACGGUGCACAACCCGACCUCUCACGACCAAGCGUUUAAAGUGAAAACGACCGCCCCGAAGAAGUACUGCGUGAAACCGAACACCGGCAUCGUCCCCGCGGGCGCGACGACGGUGGUGACGGUGAUCAUGCAAGCGCAAAGGGAAGUGCCGGCGGAUUUGGAAAACUGUCGAGAUAAGUUUUUGGUGCAAAAUACAGUCGCGGAGAAAGGCGAGGGAGACGACGUGCCGGCUUUGUUCACGAAAGACGGGAAGAAGAUUCAAGAGACGAAGUUGAAGGUUGUGUUUACCGAAGCCGGCGGGUUGCCGGCGAGCGUGCCGGAAGAUAAAGAGACGGACGGAAGCGGGCCGAGUUUGAAUAGGUAUUUUUCGACGAAGCAGACGCCGAGCGCGGCGAGCGUUGAGAAAGGAGGUGGGAAGAGCGUCAGUUCGAGACCGAACGGGGAUAAAGUGGCGAGUUUGGAGGCGCAGAUGCAAGCGAUGCAGAAGCGAAAUAGACAGUUGCAAACGGAGUUGUCGAAAUCGAUGAAGCCGGGCGCGAACGGGUUUUCGUUUCUUAUGGUUUUGAUCGUGGCGUUGAUAUCGUUUUUAGUCGGGAUGUAUAUGAACAAGUAA
Molecule: messenger RNA, 699 nt
Organism: Bathycoccus prasinos
Lineage: Eukaryota; Viridiplantae; Chlorophyta; Mamiellophyceae; Mamiellales; Bathycoccaceae
Exons: 2
Coding region: 1-699 (232 amino acids)
Biological process (GO): endoplasmic reticulum membrane organization
Cellular component (GO): plasma membrane; endoplasmic reticulum membrane
Source: RefSeq, a predicted model, not a curated record